UGUUUUAUGUUUUAUAGCAUUAAUAGCUGAUAAGAAGUUCCCAACUUUUAUACUGUCUGAGCGAAGGCAACAUUACAAUCAGCUCAUGAACUAAUGUUAGCAUCAUCCUAUCAUUAUCUUCUAGUACUGUUAUUACAAAUUAGAAACUCCUCCAUGUCUCUAGUAUCUAAUUUAAUGGCAGUUUGAUCUUAAGAUCCUUCCUUGCCAGCGUUUAAAAUGUUGAGUUUCUUGUUGGAGUUCUAAAUCAGUCUUGACUGCCAGCAUUGCUAUUUUCCAGGUAUUGCCAAGCCAUUGUAGGCCUGCAAGCUUCUGGUGCAGUACUUCCUUUGCAGGCUUCGCAUAUGUAGGCCAUGAAGUCUUGGUAGUUCUGAUUCAGACUAAACAAAGCAGCUUCAUUUCAGGGAAUCACAAGGCAAAGAACAACGAACAAACUAGCUCGAAUUGCAGCUGAUCGACCUCAAGAGCUUGAUUAUUGAUGAUGACCCGUGGAACAAACCGGUGAGGCAGGUUGAGGAAAUCUGGAAACCAUGGAAGGUGGAGCUGCAGAGGAACAUCCUCAGAAACCCAUUCAACAACGAGGAGGUGAAGAAGAAGAAGAAGAAGAAGAAAAGGAGAAGUCAAGUGGGUUUCUGAGGAAUUUCAUUUCUAACAUGGUGUCUGCCGAGGGAGGUGAAGAAAAGAAAGAAGAAGAUGAAGAAAAAGAAAGUAGGUUUCUGAAGAAUUUCAUCUCCAGCAUGGUCUCUGCAGAGGCAAGUGAAGAAAAGACAGAGAAAGAAGAAGAAGGAAAGAAAAGUGGGUUUCUGAAGAAUUUUAUUGCAAACAUGGCGUCUGCAGAGGGAAAUGAAGAUGGUGGGGAAGAGGAAAGGGAUAAAAGCGGCGGUUCUGAGUCGGUUGAAGAAAAGAGCGACGGCGGAAAUGGCGGCGCCGGAGGAGGUAUUAUAGACAACAUUGUCUCCCACUUGCCUGCUUCACUUCAAGGUGAUGCAGUGACCACAACAGAUGAAGCUGCAAUUCUGAUUCACUCCAUCAUCCAUGAAUGAUACUUUUUAGUUCUGUGUUGUUUUUGGUUCAUAGGCCUCUGUUUCAUGUAAAUUUAAGUUGUUUUGAUUGUUUGGGCUUAGUACUCUUCUUUUUUAAAACAGAGUACAUAAUAAAUAAAGGGACAUCUCGAUGUCUUGUGCAGGGCCAUUCAUAUGA
Messenger RNA from Cucurbita maxima (winter squash), 1197 nucleotides. RefSeq names its product cilia- and flagella-associated protein 251. The transcript has 3 exons. The record is from RefSeq and is a predicted model, not a curated record. NCBI's taxonomy places the organism in Eukaryota, Viridiplantae, Streptophyta, Magnoliopsida, Cucurbitales, Cucurbitaceae. Bases 528 to 1040 code for a protein of 170 amino acids.